GUUUCCGUCAUUGUCAAUGUCAUGCAAAAAUCCAAAUUCCAAAAAUCUAUCUAUUUUAAAAUAAAGUGAUCUGUGAUUCAAAUUACAAACAAAUAAAACAACAAACAUUAAUUACAAAAAAUCAAUUACAAUUCAUAUUGUAUGAAGCAGUUAACAAAUAGAUUUUUGUUAAAAAUUGUUUUGUUAAAUGUUUCAAAACUGGAUAUUACCCGAGAAAGAAAUGCAAAGCACUAUUAAAGAGCUUUUAGAUGCUUUAGGAUGUAACUUAGAAGCUGAUAUUGUAUUGGAGUAUCUUCAAAAUGAUCCUAAUUACGGCAAUAGUAAUCUAUCUUCAAAGCAAGUGAAUGAAUACGCACAACGGUUGGCACUUAAGGCGUCCAAUUCAAAAGCGUUUUUAAAAAAGUACGAGGAGAUGCGAAAUCGCAGCAUUGACUAUUUGCCUGAUCUGAUUUAUCUAUUCUAUAAAUUGGUUCACGAAGAUAAGAAGUCUAGAAUUUCAAAGCCAAAAGUGGCUCCUAAACCUAUUUUAGGUGAUAAUAAACACCAGAUUACCAAAGAAGACCUCCCCCAGAUUAAAGACAAAUUACUAAAAGCUGUAGAUGAGAGUAAGAAAUUAGUCAUGAAAUCAUUUGAGGAGAAAGAAGUCAAAACAGUGCCCAAUUGGUAUAAGAAUCUAGAUUUGCCCAACUGGCAGAAAGACCAUCCUGCUAUGUCGUGGGAUUUCCCUAAAGAGCAAUUACCUUUGAUCUCUUCAUUAGCUGGAAUUCCCGUUCUCUCACAAGAGAAUAUAAUUAUAGAUGAACUCUUGUAUAUCUUCUCUGGAAUUCCCGGCAACUUUAUAGUUCACCAGCCAGUUAAGGACACGUAUGAUCAAAGAACAUUCCUCAUUUCCGAUGAACUGGAUGAUGCGCUCAAACAGAUAGUACAACAGAUGUUGCCAUUAGCGUCAAACUAUUCCAUAGUGAGGAGGUUUAUAGAGAGCUGUGACAUGUGGUCUGGUCAGGUGCUACAUGCAUUGGUUGGUGCUAUAGAGAUCUUGCUAAAAGACUAUUAUACAAUGGUAGCUCAAUUGGAGACUGAACAAAUGUCAUCAAGCCUAACACUGCAGAAGCUCUGGUACUUCGUGCUGCCUACAAUGCAUACAAUGCAAGUCUUAGCUGCCAUCGUUACCAGCAUUGGGAAGAGUGAGCUAAGAGGUGGCUCCGUGCUGACGGUGCUGCAUGAGAAGACCAGUACCCUGACGGGCGACGCGCGCGCGCAGGAGAUAGCUCUGUUCCUCACUGAGAGAGCUUGUCGCCCAUAUCUCAAUAUUUUGGACCAGUGGAUACAUAAAGGGACUAUUGUCGAUCCUUUUCAAGAAUUUAUGAUAGAAGACAAUGAACUGGUAAACAAAGAAGAGUUGCCAGUGGACUAUUCCGCUGACUAUUGGGAGAAGCGCUACUGCGUGCAAAGGGACCGGGUGCCGAAGUUUCUGGAGAAAUCCACGGACAUCAUACUGAGGACUGGGAAAUAUUUGAAUGUCAUCAGCCAAUGCGGUAAUUCGAUCGCCAAACCGAAUACAGAGGAAAUCAAAUACUCGCUGAGGGAACAAAACUAUGGUGCCAUAAUACAAAAGGCGUAUGCAUUCGCCAGCAAGUCACUGCUGGAGUUGCUAUUGAAGGAGUAUGAUCUCAUGGGGAGAUUGAAGUCGGUCAAGAAUUACUUCCUCAUGAGUCAAGGGGAUUUCAUUGUGCAGUUUAUGGAUGCCACUGAACAGGAGUUGUCUAAGAAGAUUGAUGAUAUCAUACCUUCCAAAUUGGAGAGCCUUUUAGGACUGUGCCUGAGACUCUCUGCCGCUAGUCACGAUCCUUACAACGAAGACAUGAGGGUAGAACUACUUCCCUACGACUUACAGUUCCAGAUGUUCAAAAUCCUAUCUAUUGAGACUGAGGAGGAAAAUGAGUACAAACAGAACAAAGACUGUCUACCGCUGACCGGCAUAGAGACGUUCUCGUUCGGUAUGGAGGUGAAGUGGCCGGUGUCGCUCAUACUCAACCACAAGGCCAUCGCGUGCUACCAGAUGAUAUUCAGGCAUCUGUUCUUCUGUAAACACGUGGAAAGGUUACUUUGCAGGGUGUGGCUAUACAACAAAGUGGUGAAGAGGUUCUCCGAGGCGCGGCUGUACGCGGACGCGUUCGCGCUGCGGCAGCGGAUGCUGAGCUGCGUGCAGCACUUGCAGUACUACAUGUGCGUCGAGGUCAUCGAGCCGUCCUGGUGUCAUCUCAUACAGAGCCUCGAUAAGGUCAACAACGUAGACGAAGUGCUAGAGCGGCACAACGACUUUCUGGAGUCGUGUCUCGGAGACUGCAUGCUGACCAGCCCACAGCUACUGAAGGCUGUCACCACACUCUGUCUUGUCUGUGUGCAAUUUUGCACCUUUAUGCAGGAGAUGCACAAGUACUUCGUGGACGCAGAGCUUAACAGUAUGCUUGGGCCAACGUAUGACAGUACUGAUUAUAGUGAGGAUACCUUUUACUUGUAUAACGGUGGCACCGCGAGCGGCUCGGCGGACUCCUUCUCGCAGUCGGUGUCGCGCUACGGGCUGCGGUUCACGGCGGCGCUGCUGUCGGUGCUGGCCAUCAUAGACCAGAUGGCGCGCGACAACAACUCCAACAAACUGCUCAACAUAUCCGCCAGAUUAAACUUCAACACGUACUAUGUCAAGCAGUUGGAACGGUUCACAGAGGAGAAGUUACUGGAGCCAAAGCCGAAGAAAUCCUCCUAGCAUAGAUUUCCGCGUGUCACCGCGGUCUAACACUACUCAAACAAACUGUAACUAACGUUCAAAACAAAUUCAUCAAAUAUUCUACAUAGUUCUAAAAGAUAUUUGAAAAAAACUGUGAGACCCCAAGUCUGACAGUUUCAAUGGCGACUCCCAGUUAUUAGUAUAAGCGUGUCAAAAAGAACAUCAAAUGCAGAUGGCUCAAAAUCGUGGUAUUUGGAAGUCCCUACAAGAGGCAUAAAUUCAGCAAUAUUCGUCCAUCGGUUAAUGAUAACUCAGACUAAUUACUAUGAACCUGUCUCGCUACACGUUAUUUUUCUUUCAAAGUAUAUAAUCAACGAUCUAAUGCGAUUAUAAAAACUGUCUCUAUUGAAUCGACGUUUCAUAGUUAUAAUCGUGUUCGUCUAAAAGAGCUCUGUAAAAAUGCUUUUUUUUUUGUAGUCGAAUGGUGUAAAAAAAUAACUUCUAGAUUAAUUUCAGCUCGUUUUCCUCUAAAAAUGACAGACAAUUUUGUUCGUGAAUUUGGGUGCGAUACUGAUCCUUAUGUAAUUAGUUUGAAGCUAAUAAUGAUCAUAAUGGUAACUAGUGUCUGUAAUUAGAGCUUAAAAUUUUAGCAACAUCACGUGUUGAUGAUUUGUAAACAUCACUGCAUCAUAUUGAAUGUGUACGCAUUUUUUGCUCUCUGAAAUAAUAGUAUAACAGUUUUCUCUUAGCAGCCCUAAUUAGUAUUAUUUAUUAAACAAAGAGCCGUGAUAGCCCAGUGAAUAUGACUUCUGCCUCCGAUGCCGGAGGGUGUGGGUUCGUAUCCAGCCCGGGGCAUGCACCUCCAACUUUUCAGUUGUGUGCAUUUUAAGAAAUUAAAUAUCACGUGUCUCAAACGGUGAAGGUAACCAUCGUGAGGAAACCUGCAUACCUGAGAAUUUUCAUAAUUCUCUGCGUGUGUGAAGUCUGCCAAUCCGCAUUGGGUCAGCGUGGUGGACUACUGGCCUAACCCCUUUCAUUCUGAGAGGACACUCGAGCUCAGCAGUGAGCCGAAUAUGGGUUCGACCAUGACCAGUUUAACGAUUCGAAAAGUAAUCAAGAGUUAAGAUUACAACAGUUUUAGUAAACUUCUCUGUCACUCAUAUCAUAUUUUCAGCAUGUGGGGCAGAAAUGGGUAUAUGCGUAAUUUUUACGGUAUUGCAUGUUAGAUAAGUCGUGAGUAAAGUAUUAAUAAAACUGCACUUUUAAGGAAAAGACAAAAGUAUUAUAUGGGCACAGUAGUUUAUAGCUAAUACUUGAAAUUUGUCAAUAGAUCCAUCCAGUUUUCAUUGCAUACGUCUGAAUUAAGUACAAACUAUUAUAGAAUACUCGACUUGGAUGUUAUUUUUUCUAUGCUAAAAGUUAUAUAUCAUAGCGCGAGUUGUUCUUCGGUAAAACCUUGGAAUCCAUGCAAAAUAUCACUUAUCUGUCGAAUUUUUACUUGCAUGACUGUUUAUUAUGUACGAUAAAAAAAAUCAAUCGAUUAAAAACACAACCUGAGGCCCCAAUCAACUAAUAAAUAAAUUAUUAACACGUUCAUCGCCGACUAUUAUUUUACAAAAUCAUAAAAAAAUGUCAUUGGUUUUUAUGAUUAUUUAUAGGUUUAUUUGUUCAUAUUUAAAGUUUUACAGUGAUAUUUGUUUAUUUUGGCUUUAUUUUAGGGUUUUUUUAAUUGCCGGUCAUUACGACCCGGCGCGGCCUAAACGGAAUAAUUAUUACAUUCAGGCCGUGCCGGUCACAAUGCCGGUCAGCGUACUUACGUACGCGUAAUUUUCGAUCAAUGAGACAUAGACAAACGUUAUAGACACGUCUACUACGCACGGGUACCGCGCGCCUAAUGGAUUAGCGUUGAGUAGGACAUACAAGAGGCAGGACAUUUGUCCCGUACAUGACGUCACAAUGUAAGAGCGGCUCAACAUUUAAAAAUGUACUACUUCACAUUUUCUGUCGCGGUAGUUGCUUUACCCGUACGCGAGAGAAAGCGAGACACUAGUACAAAAGUCGAAUUGGACGUCAUUCUGUGGUCCUGUCAUAUAAUUUUGUACUAUAUCCCUUAACGCGACGGAAAUAGUAUACGAUGCGUUUAGAAAUAUUAUUUUUUGAAUUUGGAUUUAUUCAAUUGACAUUUUAUAAAAAUAAAAAUUACUUAAUAAUUUAAAAACUGAAAUAUAAUAACCAAGGUGAAUCGAUCUAUUUUAUAUAGGUUAAAAAUAAGUUUGGCAUUUAAUAUCAGUAUGUAAGACAAACUAUUACUAACAUAGAAUACUUGUACCGAAUCGUAAAUCUAUGAUUACUAAGCUAUAUUAUUGUACUAGUACAAACAUGACAUUUGUACACGUUGCUUCAAACAAAGUUCAAAUAUGACAUUUGUAUUCGUUACUUCAAAAUUCAAAUGUAGUGCCAAGCUUCAGUACGCCUCGCCUCAUUUGAAGUGGGACAUUGUACUGCCUCGGUACAAAAAAGAGGCAACACUUACAAACACUUUUUCAAGUCAUGUCCUACCCAACACUAUAAUGGAUGCUAGCGCGGGAGUACACCGUGCGUGCGGUUGUUGUUCCCGCCUCCCUUCACCCCUUUCACCUCUCCCUAUGACUCAAGCCAAUCACGGAUUGUUUUCGUUAGUUCGCACUUGUUUUGGUCAUCAAAUGCACACUAAGAUUUUGUUUUGCAGAAAAAAUAGUUUUAUUGUUAAAAUGGACACUUUUUUUGACUUUGAGUUUACACAAGAACAAUUACAUGUAAUUGACAGUUUAGAGAGGUCACAUUGCAGUACUGACCAUGUCAUAAGUGAGGGCGAUGAAGUGAUAAAUAUUCCACGUACCAGAAAACGUCGAGUUAUUUUGUCGGACAGUGAAGAAGAUGACUGUGAUUUAUCUCCAGCUUUAUCCGGCCAUACACCUGAAUGUGAGUGGUACCAGCCACGUGGUAAGCAGCCUCGUUUAAUUCCUUUUACCGAAAUACCGGGACUGAAACCUUACUCACUUCGAAAUCAACUAGCCAAUGCUACACCUGUCGAUUUCUAUUCCCUCUUAGUCACUGACCAGUUAUUUGAAAAUAUAGCACAUCAGACGAAUAUAUUUGCCCAACAAAGUAUCGAUAAAGGUGGCAUUAAAAAUAAGUCGAGACUACGGCUCUGGACGCCAACCGACAAAGAAGAAAUGAAACGAUUUUUAGGCGUGAUUAUUUGGAUGGGUAUAGUGAAGUUACCAAAAAUCGUAGACUAUUGGUCUAAUGAUGAAAUGUUGGGUCAAUCGUUUGCAAAAAAGACUAUGAGUCGCAACCGCUUCGAGGUUUUGCUUAGAAUGCUCCACUUUUCCAACAACGAAGAAGUUCCAAAAAAUGACCGGCUGGUUAAAAUACGAAGAUUGGUUGAAAUAUUGAACCAAACAUUUUCAAUUCAUUAUACUCCCGAUGAAUGUUUAUGCGUCGAUGAAAGUAUGAUACCAUUUCGUGGGCGUAUCAUUUUCCGCCAAUAUAAUAAGUCGAAAAGACAUAAAUAUGGCAUCAAGUUAUUUAAAUUGUGUACUACUCCUGGCUAUACGACAAAGGUGCAGGUAUAUGGAGGAAAGACAUUAGAUUCACAGGAUAAUACUCCAACCAACGUUGUCUUGAAUUUAGCACGUAACUACUUUGGAAAAGGUCAUACCAUGUUCGUAGAUAAUUGGUAUACAAGCUUAGAUCUAGCUGAGAAGUUAGUUCAACACGAUACUCAUUUAGUAGGGACCCUACGAAAAAACAGGAAGAACUUACCAAAGGACGUCAUGACUGGAAAUCUGAAACCGGGUGAGUUUAUGGCAAAAGAAAACAAAAACGGAGUCACGGUUAUGAAGUGGAAGGAUAAGAGGGACGUGUGUUUGUUGUCAACCAAACAUUCAAUUGGUUUUACAAAAAAAAAGAACAAAAGAGGUGUUGAAACAAUUAAACCGAAAAUUGUGAUUGAUUAUAAUAAAGCCAAAGCAGCCGUUGACUUGUCUGACCAAAUGAGUGCUUAUUCGAGUCCAUUGCGAAAGACGUUAAAGUGGUAUAAGAAGCUCGGUAUCGAAUUAUUACUCAAUACUGCUGUAGUAAAUGCAAGAGUACUAUAUGAAAGUACAACGAAGAAGAAGAUAUCUGUCGUCGAUUUUAGGCGACUGUUGGCAAAGCAGUUGAUUGAGGGUAGUCAAGAAAAUACGGGAUUGACCACACCACGACCCAGAAGACAAAAACACGAGCUUAAGAAAAAAGAAGGUGCAGCAGUAUCAACAAGAAAAUUUUGUCGUGAUUGUUACAAAUCAAAUGUUGAGUUGCAUGGAAGAAAUGUGGCCAAGAACAAAACAAAGAAGGUUUCUUGGUUUUGCACCAUUUGUCCCGGCAAUCCCCAUUUAUGUCGUCAAUGUUUUGACAAAUGCCACUAAAAUGUUUGAUUAUCCAUUUAGAGUUGAAUUAAUCUUUAGUUUGAAUGUUGUUCGUAUGACGAUUUGUAAUUGUGGUUUGAUAAAAAACGUUCCUAAUAUUUUUUGUUGUAUUGUCUUUCUUUUUUUCUUAAAUUUUGAUAAAAACAUGCCUAAAAUUAAUAAUAUUCUGUUGUCUUUUCAUUUUUAUGCAUAAAUGCAACUUAUAACAGAAAUAAAAAUAUAUGAUUCGAAAUCCUAUGUUUUUUCAUUAACUUUUUUCUCUAAGUCCUAAAAACAGGUAUGCCAUCAAAAAAUCAAAAACCAAGUAGUUACAGGUGUUCACUGGGGCCGCGCCGGUCACAUUGUAUGGUUGAAUACACAGCUUUUGCAUUCUGCGGCGCGAACGGGCUUCGCAAAGGUAGGUCUGGCGUGCCGGUCAUUUUGACCCCCCAUGGCCCAAAUGGCUAGAUCAAGUGCCGGUCAUUUUGACCCACCAUGGCGAUGAACGUGCAUAAUCCUCCUAGCAUAGAUUUCCGCGUGUCACCGCGGUCUAACACUACUCAAACAAACUGUAACUAACGUUCAAAACAAAUUCAUCAAAUAUUCUACAUAGUUCUAAAAGAUAUUUGAAAAAAACUGUGAGACCCCAAGUCUGACAGUUUCAAUGGCGACUCCCAGUUAUUAGUAUAAGCGUGUCAAAAAGAACAUCAAAUGCAGAUGGCUCAAAAUCGUGGUAUUUGGAAGUCCCUACAAGAGGCAUAAAUUCAGCAAUAAUAUUCGUCCAUCGGUUAAUGAUAACUCAGACUAAUUACUAUGAACCUGUCUCGCUACACGUUAUUUUUCUUUCAAAGUAUAUAAUCAACGAUCUAAUGCGAUUAUAAAAACUGUCUCUAUUGAAUCGACGUUUCAUAGUUAUAAUCGUGUUCGUCUAAAAGAGCUCUGUAAAAAUGCUUUUUUUUUUGUAGUCGAAUGGUGUAAAAAAAUAACUUCUAGAUUAAUUUCAGCUCGUUUUCCUCUAAAAAUGACAGACAAUUUUGUUCGUGAAUUUGGGUGCGAUACUGAUCCUUAUGUAAUUAGUUUGAAGCUAAUAAUGAUCAUAAUGGUAACUAGUGUCUGUAAUUAGAGCUUAAAAUUUUAGCAACAUCACGUGUUGAUGAUUUGUAAACAUCACUGCAUCAUAUUGAAUGUGUACGCAUUUUUUGCUCUCUGAAAUAAUAGUAUAACAGUUUUCUCUUAGCAGCCCUAAUUAGUAUUAUUUAUUAAACAAAGAGCCGUGAUAGCCCAGUGAAUAUGACUUCUGCCUCCGAUGCCGGAGGGUGUGGGUUCGUAUCCAGCCCGGGGCAUGCACCUCCAACUUUUCAGUUGUGUGCAUUUUAAGAAAUUAAAUAUCACGUGUCUCAAACGGUGAAGGUAACCAUCGUGAGGAAACCUGCAUACCUGAGAAUUUUCAUAAUUCUCUGCGUGUGUGAAGUCUGCCAAUCCGCAUUGGGUCAGCGUGGUGGACUACUGGCCUAACCCCUUUCAUUCUGAGAGGACACUCGAGCUCAGCAGUGAGCCGAAUAUGGGUUCGACCAUGACCAGUUUAACGAUUCGAAAAGUAAUCAAGAGUUAAGAUUACAACAGUUUUAGUAAACUUCUCUGUCACUCAUAUCAUAUUUUCAGCAUGUGGGGCAGAAAUGGGUAUAUGCGUAAUUUUUACGGUAUUGCAUGUUAGAUAAGUCGUGAGUAAAGUAUUAAUAAAACUGCACUUUUAAGGAAAAGACAAAAGUAUUAUAUGGGCACAGUAGUUUAUAGCUAAUACUUGAAAUUUGUCAAUAGAUCCAUCCAGUUUUCAUUGCAUACGUCUGAAUUAAGUACAAACUAUUAUAGAAUACUCGACUUGGAUGUUAUUUUUUCUAUGCUAAAAGUUAUAUAUCAUAGCGCGAGUUGUUCUUCGGUAAAACCUUGGAAUCCAUGCAAAAUAUCACUUAUCUGUCGAAUUUUUACUUGCAUGACUGUUUAUUAUGUACGAUAAAAAAAAUCAAUCGAUUAAAAACACAACCUGAGGCCCCAAUCAACUAAUAAAUAAAUUAUUAAUACUCGUAAAUACAAAAUUAAUAAUUGUAAUAAGUAUCAUACAAAAUAAAGUAUACUAAUUAUGAUGAAUAAUGAUGCCCCAAAAUAUUUUACGAUGUACCUAUACUAAUUCUAGAUGCAUACUUAGUAUAUUUUUAAUAUGUCGAAUAUAAUACACCACUAGAAUAAAAAGAAAGAUCUGAAUUUCCCACUCAUAUGAAUACCAUCACAAAAAAUAGAUAUAAGUAUUUUGAAUCUAGUUAUUUGUGUUGCUAGUCGCCUUUUAUAUACCUCCUUACAAUAAUUUCAGGCAGGUUAGGUAUCACAAACAUUAUAAGACUUUAAAUAAAAUAGGUGUUCACUAAUCUUGUCGUUUCCACUCCUAUAGUCUGGCCAGUUUGUUGGUGACACUCCCAUGAUAUGCGGGCGACGAGGGGAAAGACUGGGCGGGUGUGAAAUCGUGCUUGCGCGGAAGUGAGGUGCAUUAGUCGUGGGUUUUUCAUUCAUCGCUACACGCCCCUCGGCCCGCUCCCGCAUCGGGAGUGUUACGAACGAAGUUGCCAAGCUAUAACACACUCCGACUAAUUGUAGGGAAACGUAUUAUUAUUAGGGAAUAUUGAUCGUAUUUGAAAUAUAAGGCAAAUAUUCCUUUUAAAAAAAUUGUCGAAUCAUAAUGAAAUACAGAAAAUCCAAUUUAGUGAUUACUUGCCCUGUAGCGUUUGCUUGAUUUAGUCUGCGUAGUGUUUGUAGUUUGGACUUAGUGAAACAUUACAGUAACUAUAGCUUGCCAAAUUCGUUCGUAACACACCCGAUGGUCCGCGCGGGCCGGGAGGGGGUAGCGAUCUUGAAGAUCGUGGCACGCACGACUUCAUACCUGCGCAGUCCUUUCCUCUGCCCCCGCGCGUUAGACUUCAAAUCCGCGCAGUCCGUUCCCCCCGUCGCCCGCAUAUCAUGGGACUGUCAUCAACUAACUUGUCAAGCUAUAAGCCUGCUUCUAUGUAAUAGAAAAUCGAUAUGAAAGAUAAAUUAAAAAGUUAUACGCACAAAUUGGCAUACUAAGGUAGUAGUUUAGAUAAUAUGGACCAUAAAUUAAGUGUGACAACAAAUGUCUAGUCCGAUCUCAGACCAAUUAUUGUAUAGGACCUGCCUCGCUAGACGUUACUUUUCUGUCAAACUAUAUGAUCAACGAUCUAAUGCGAUUAUAAAAACUGUCUCUAUAGAAUCGAUGUUAAAUAGUUGUAAUCGUGUUCGUCAGUUAAAGAGCUCCGUAAAAAUACCUUUUUGUGUAAAUUGAGUUGUGUAAAAAAUGGGCAAAAACUUGUAGUUUAGUAUAACAUAUAUACCAAAUCUAAGCUCGUUUUCCUCAGAAAAUGACAGACAAUUUAGUUCGUGACUAUGAGUACGAUACAGGUCCUUCUAUAAUUGUUCUGAGAGUCCGAUAUAAGAAAAAACUUCCGUGACAGAAAUUAAAAAGUACGUUUUUACUCAGUUUCGAUGAGCCACUUGUAGCUCUCAUAUAACUCUUUAUCUGUCUAUUAAGACAUUUUCCUAUAUUUGCCUAAAAAUUUCCUUGCCAAACUAUUAUUAAUCAUUAUUAACUAUCAUUAAUGAUUUGGCUAGGUGGUUUUAAGGCAACCUACUCGCAAUAUAUUUUUUAACGUACAAAAUUUGAUAUAAAAUAGUUUCAUCCAUUAAAUAAAUGGGUGAGGGUCGUUUCUAAUACGGAUCUUAGACUAUUAGAAACGACCUUCACCCAAAAAUAUGUAGCGAGUAGGUUGCUUUAAAAAUUCCUGGCCAAAAUAAUGGUUGAUGUUAGUUUGGCCAGGAAGUUUUUAGGCAACCUACUUGCAAUAUUUAACGUUCUUAAAACACUUUUCAUGCAAUAAACAGAUGGGUGAAAGUCGUUUCUAAUGCGAAUCUUAGACUAAUAAAUAAUUCAUAAUGGUGCAUACUACUGGUGCAUAGGUCAGUCAAUAAACAGAAUUAGUACAUAACUAUCAGCUUUUAUAAUAAAAGGAGGCACAAUCAUGUAGAAAAUUUCACUUAAAAACUGGCCAAUUUUGCUUUGACUAAAGCCUUUAAAUAUAUCCAAUAUUCAAUAAAAUCCCAAAUUUAGUGCAAAUUCAACCUUAAGAAUUGAGUUUAAGGUUGAAUUUACAAAUGCGACUACUUGAAUUGAGUGCCAAGAAGUUGUGUUUGGCACUCAUUGAGUGAGGACGUUUGGUCGCUGAUUGUGCAUCCACUUUUUAUUAAGAGAUCUAUGAUAACUACCCAUUAAUUUUAACACUUUUAGAUUAAAGUGUGACAAGUUGUAUUUUGUGUAUAGAAUAGAUUCAUAUGAGGUUGUGUAUGUGGUUUUAAAACAAUUCCUUGCCAUGAAAAAUAAAAUGCCAUAGUAAUGUCGUAUGCAUGUUAAUAUUAUAUAGUUGUUGUAAAUGUGUAUGUAAUUUUAAUGAAAAUUACUUAGUGGCUGUGUUUAAUUUUUCAUUAACUUGAUUUUUAUAAAAUCAGUUUUAAUUGUUCUCAUACGUUUUAAACUGUUUUAAUAUGUUUACUGAUUUGGAAGAGACUACUAAAACUUUACAUUGAAAAAUUUUAAAUGCAUUUUAAUUACCUAACUCUAUUGAACAUACUGAUAGCCAAUAAAAAAUUUAACAAUC
This is a messenger RNA of Bicyclus anynana (squinting bush brown), 11870 nucleotides long. Its product is annotated as gamma-tubulin complex component 2. The record is from RefSeq and is a predicted model, not a curated record. The transcript is spliced from 16 exons. Gene Ontology annotation, cellular component: equatorial microtubule organizing center; spindle pole; gamma-tubulin small complex. Gene Ontology annotation, biological process: spindle assembly; mitotic cell cycle; cytoplasmic microtubule organization. Lineage: Eukaryota; Metazoa; Arthropoda; Insecta; Lepidoptera; Nymphalidae. The coding region runs from base 188 to 2764 and encodes 858 amino acids. Gene Ontology annotation, molecular function: gamma-tubulin binding; microtubule minus-end binding.